Molecule: messenger RNA, 927 nt
Organism: Blepharisma stoltei
Lineage: Eukaryota; Ciliophora; Heterotrichea; Heterotrichida; Blepharismidae
Source: the annotation of a GenBank genome assembly
AUGAAUGCAUUUGAGAUUAAAGAAUUUGAAGAUCAAUUUAGGAGUACGAUAUCUUUUAUUCCACAAGCAGGUUGUCUAGAAGAUGAACUUUGAAACUCAAAAAAGAUUGAGAAUAUUAUUAAAUCUUUGCCUAACAGAAAAGCUCCUGGACCAGAUAAUAUAACGAAUGAAAUAAUAAUAAAAGGAGGAGAUAUAAUGGUAGAAGCAAUAACACAUUUUUUAAAUACUUGCAGAAUUUAUGGUAUACCGGAUGUUGCAAAUGAAGCUAAGACUAUUCUUAUAUAUAAAGGUAAAGGAAAUCAUAAAGAAUUGAAGAAUCUCAGACCUAUAACAUUAAUGAACAGUUUUAUGAAGAUUCUUGACAAGGCUGAACUAAGAAAAAUUGAAAACAACGUUAAGAUCUCAGAUAGACAACAUGGGUUUAGAAAAGGAAAAUCAUGCAUAACACAAAGUUUCUUACUGAAAAAUACCUUAGAAUAUCGAAAAUAUUAUAAUAAAGGGAAAAAGAGUGAUUCAUAUAUACUUUUUAUAGAUUUUUCGAAAGCAUAUGAUUCUGUGAAUAGAACUAAACUCAUGGAAAAGAUAAAAAGUAAGAGAGUCACAGAUGAUAGUGGAAAAUCAAUCUCCCAGAUGAUUAAAGGAGAAAAGACUACCUUAAUAAUCAACGGAAAUGAAACAUUUAAAAUCGAUAUUACUAAAGGGAUUAGACAAGGAAGUGCGAUUUCUCCAUUAUUUAAUAUCUAUAUCGAUGAUAUUGAAAAUGUAACAAAAGAUAUUAGCCUAGAAUUAAUUAAAAACGAGAAUUUAUACUCAAAAAUAAAUUUUCAAUAUGCAGAUGAUACAGCUUUUAUUACAGGAAAAUGUGAGGAUCUACAGUCAAUUCUUAAUAAUCUUAAAAAAUGAACAGAGAAAAUAGUAUGGAUUUAA